This is a messenger RNA of Scheffersomyces amazonensis, 753 nucleotides long. RefSeq names its product phosphoribosylanthranilate isomerase (gene TRP1). Gene Ontology annotation, molecular function: phosphoribosylanthranilate isomerase activity. NCBI's taxonomy places the organism in Eukaryota, Fungi, Ascomycota, Pichiomycetes, Serinales, Debaryomycetaceae. The coding region runs from base 1 to 753 and encodes 250 amino acids. Gene Ontology annotation, biological process: L-tryptophan biosynthetic process. The transcript has a single exon. The record is from RefSeq and is a predicted model, not a curated record.
AUGACCAAAUUAGUUAAAAUAUGUGGGAUUAAAGCCGAGGAUGCGGCAGCCAAGGCCAUCGAAUCAGGAGCCGAUUUGUUAGGCAUGAUCCUUGUGCCCAAUAGAAAGCGUACAGUAGAUCAUGAAGUAGCCCAAGCAAUAUCGAGACAAGUUAAACAAGCCAGAAUUAGUAAACACAGACAAUAUCAGAGUAUAAAUGAAUUACAAUUACAUAUAUCAACACUUCCUAUUAAGUCGAUUAAGGAAUACUUUGAAAUUGUAUCACAAUUACUUAUUGAAAAUGGACCAUUUUUAGUCGGAGUAUUCCGUAAUCAAAGUAUUGAAGAUGUAUUAGAUACAGCAAGUAAACUUGAAUUAGAUUUUAUACAAUUACAUGGUAAUGAAAACAAAGUAGAAUAUAUCAAAUUAAUUAAUCAUAAGUUUGGAGUCAUACCGAGAUAUGUUAUACCUCAACAGAUUAAUAUUAUGCCUCAUGAUUUUGAACAAAUUAUUAAUUUUAAAAGUGUUAGUAUACCAUUAUUAGAUUCAGAUGCUGGAGGUGAAGGUAAAGUUAUAGAUUGGAAUUUAAUUAAUAAAGAAUUAAACUUUGGAAAUUUCAUUUUAGCAGGAGGUUUAACUCCGGAUAAUUUAAAGGAUACUGUCACAAUUAAUAAUGUUAUUGGUUAUGAUGUUAGUGGAGGAGUUGAAGAUAUUAAUGGUAAUAAAGAUUUUAAUAAAGUAGAGAAAUUUAUUACAAUUGGUAAAAGUAUAUAG